AUGAUUGACAGAUUUAAUGACUUGGCACGUCGGCCACACUAUUCCAAUCUCAACGUGGAAAUGGAAGAUCAAAAUAUUGACCACACUGCCCACAGUGAUGACACUAAAGAAUUGGGCAAAUUCAUGGAAGAAUAUUACAGUGAAGUUCAAGAAAUUAGAGAAAAUAUUCAAAAAACAGAGACCAAACUUGGCGAGUUGCAAAAACUUUACAAUCAAUACUUGAGUGCCAUUAUUGCGGAGGAACAGAGAACAUUGAAACAACGCCAAAAAAUGUUGAUUGAAGAAACUGGUCGUAGUGUUCAAAAGAUUCAAACCGAUUUGAGAAAUAUGCAUGAUAGAACUCAACAAAUUGAACACGAAGAAAAUGCAAACUCACCUGCUGUGAGAAUUCGUAAACAACAACAUGCAUUGCUCACAAAGGAUUUCAUCAGUGUCUUGAAUUUAUAUCAAGAUUUGCAACAACAAUUCAAAUCCAACUACAAGAAUAGAUUGAAGCGUAUUUUGAAAAUUGUCAACUCGAGCUCGGGAAAUGGCAAUGAUGAAGAUUUUAACAAAACCGUCGAUGAAAUGGUUGAGAAAAAUACUUUGAAUCCAAGUGACCUGAUUCAACAAUCCAUGGAUGGUCUCACAUCGACACAAACUGCCACACUCGAUGCCUACUACAAUGAAGCAACAGAAACUCACGAUGACUUGAAACAAAUCGAGUACUCACUGAGACAAUUGCAUCAAAUGUUUAUGGAUUUUGCUCUCUUGGUUGAACAACAAGAUGAAUUGAUGGACAAUAUUGAAUACAAUGUUGCCAGUACUGUAGAAUAUGUCGAAAAAGGUAUUAAGGAUAUUAAGAAUGCUCGAAAGAAUCAAGGACGAAGCAGAAAAUGUCUCGUGAUUAUCAUCAUUGUCAUUGUUAUUUUCACAGUGAUAUUAGCAAUUUUAUUAGCUGUUGGUAUUCCACUUGGUUUAUCCUUGGCUGGUGUCAUUAAGAGAUAG
Molecule: messenger RNA, 987 nt
Organism: Naegleria lovaniensis
Lineage: Eukaryota; Heterolobosea; Eutetramitea; Acrasida; Naegleriidae
Exons: 1
Coding region: 1-987 (328 amino acids)
Biological process (GO): vesicle fusion; intracellular protein transport; exocytosis
Cellular component (GO): SNARE complex; endomembrane system; plasma membrane
Molecular function (GO): SNARE binding; SNAP receptor activity
Source: RefSeq, a predicted model, not a curated record